Messenger RNA from Indicator indicator, 2721 nucleotides. Its product is annotated as P-selectin-like. The record is from RefSeq and is a predicted model, not a curated record. The transcript is spliced from 18 exons. Gene Ontology annotation, biological process: heterophilic cell-cell adhesion; leukocyte tethering or rolling; response to cytokine. Bases 30 to 2687 code for a protein of 885 amino acids. Gene Ontology annotation, cellular component: membrane; external side of plasma membrane. NCBI's taxonomy places the organism in Eukaryota, Metazoa, Chordata, Aves, Piciformes, Indicatoridae. Gene Ontology annotation, molecular function: oligosaccharide binding; sialic acid binding; calcium ion binding.
ACCGGGCAAGGUGCGGCUGUGGCGUUGGCAUGGACACUGCUGCAGGACGGCGCUAUGCUGGCAGAACAUGGGCUCUGGGCUCCCCUGGCAUCUGCUGCCUGGGCAUCGCUGCCAUCACGUGGGGUGUAGUGACAUGGGUAGAGGUGGGUGCCUGGACAUACCAUUACAGUGAUCAAGGGGACUACACAUGGCAGGAGGCCAGGAACUACUGCCAGUCCUUCUUCACUGAUCUGGUGGCAAUCCAGAACAAGCAGGAGAUCGAAUACCUCAACCAGAGCCUGCCCUUCCAUGGGCGCUACUACUGGAUCGGCAUCCGCAAGCUGGGUGGCACUUGGACCUGGGUGGGCACCAAGAAAGCACUGACAAAGGAGGCAGAGAACUGGGCAGCUGGGGAGCCGAACAACCGCCGCUCCAACCAGGACUGCGUGGAGAUCUACAUCAAGAGGCCACAGGAGUCGGGCAAGUGGAACGACGAGCCCUGCAGCCGGCGGAAAAAGGCACUCUGCUACCAGGCCUCCUGCCAGCCCUUCUCGUGCAGCCAGCAUGGCGAGUGCGUGGAGACCAUCGGGAGCUACCGCUGCGCGUGCUACCCUGGCUUCCGUGGCCCUGAGUGCCAGGAGGCUGUGCAGUGCCCCAAGCUCCAGCCCGAGGGAGCGCUCAUGAACUGCAGCCAUCCCUAUGGAGACUUCAGCUACAACUCCACCUGCGCGUUCUGGUGCCAGGAGGGGUUUGAGCAGCAAGGGGCAGGCACGCUGCGGUGCCUGGCUUCCCAGCAAUGGUCUGCAGAUGUCCCCACAUGCACAGCCACCACCUGCCCAGUCCUCAGUGCUCCAGACCGAGGAGAGCUGAACUGCUCUCACCUCCAUGGGGAUUUCGCCUUUGGCUCCAUGUGUGCCUUCUCCUGCCAGAUGGGGUUUGCACUGCUGGGGUCAGAGAACCGUGAGUGCACAGCCACGGGAACCUGGACUGGGGAUGCCCCAGGCUGUGAAGCCAUCACCUGCCCAGUGCUCAGAGCUCCAGACCAGGGAGAGCUGAACUGUUCCCACCUCCAUGAGGAUUUUGCCUUUGGCUCAUCUUGUGACUUCUCCUGCCAGACAGGAUUUGUGCUGAAGGGUCCAGAAAGCCUUGAGUGCACAGCCACAGGGACCUGGACAGGGGAUGCCCCACACUGUGAAGCUAUUGCCUGCCCAGUUCUCAGGGCUCCAGACCAGGGGGCACUUAACUGCUCACAUCUCCAUGGGGACUUCACCUUUGGCUCCAUGUGUGCCUUCUCCUGCCAGAUGGGGUUUGUGCUGAUGGGGUCAGAGAACCUUGACUGCACAGCCACAGGGACCUGGACUGGGGAUGCCCCACACUGUGAAGCCAUCACCUGCCCAGUGCUCAGCCCUCCACACCAAGGAGACCUGAACUGCUCUCAUCUCCAUGGGGACUUUGCCUUUGGUUCAGCUUGUGCCUUCUCCUGCCAGAUGGGGUUUGUGCUGUUGGGGUCAGAGAACCUUGACUGCACGGCCACAGGGACCUGGACUGGGGAUGCCCCACGCUGUGAAGCCAUCACCUGCCCAGUGCUCAGUGCUCCAGACCGAGGAGAGCUGACCUGCUCCCAUCUCCAUGGGGACUUCACCUUUGGCUCCACGUGUGUCUUCUCCUGCCAGCUGGGAUUUGCCCUGAAGGGGCCAGAAAGCCUUGAGUGCACAGUCACAGGGACCUGGACUGGGGAUGCUCCACGCUGUGAAGCCAUCGCCUGCCCAGUGCUUAGUGCUCCAGACCAGGGAGAGCUGAACUGCUCUCACCUCCAUGAGAACUUCACCUUUGGCUCCAUGUGUGCCUUCUCCUGCCAGACAGGAUUUGCCCUGAAGGGUCCAGAAAGCCUUGAGUGCACAGCCACAGGGACCUGGACUGGAGUUGCCCCACACUGUGAAGCCAUCACCUGCCCAGUGCUUAGUGCUCCAGACCGAGGAGACCUGAACUGCUCUCACCUCCAUGGGGACUUUGCCUUUGGCUCCACGUGUGCCUUCUCCUGCCAGACAGGGUUUGAAUUGACAGGGCCAGACAGCAGAGAAUGCACAGCUAUGGGCACCUGGACUGGGGAUGCCCCAUACUGUGAAGCCAUCAAAUGUUCUGCACUGCCCACACCUGUGAUGGGUCAGGCUGCCUGCUCCCACCUCUAUGGGGACUUCACCUUUGGCUCUACCUGUGCCUUCUCCUGCCAGACAGGGUUUGUGCUGGUGGGGCCAGAGAGCCUCAAGUGCACAGCCACUGGGACCUGGACUGGUGCCAUGCCACGAUGUGCAGCUGUCAGCUGCCCAGUGCUGGACCCCCCCAGCAGAGGCCAGCUGAGCUGCUCUCACCUGCAUGGGAACUUCACAUACAACUCCAGCUGCACCUUUUCCUGCGAGGAGGGCUUUGUGCGGAUGGGAGCAGAGCUGCUGCGGUGUGCAGCCACAGGCAAUUGGACCAGGCACCGCCCUGUCUGUGCAGAGGAUGGUGUGCCCUUCUUAAAGCAAGUCCUGGCUUACAGCAGUGGUACGGCCCUGGCAGUAGCUGGCAUCGUGCUCUCGGGGACCCUCAUUGCCCUCCUUGCCAAAAGGCUCAGUGAGAGAGAGGAGAAGAAGAAGCUCCUGAACCCUACCAGUGACCUAGGAUCACCAGGCAUCUUCACCAACGCAGCCUACAAUGCCAACCUGUAAGCCUGGCCGUGACCAAACCCCACCACCUCCCCAG